AUGUCCGAGCAGAUUCUCGCUGGCAAGACCUGCCUUGUUACCGGCGGAGGCGGCGGCUUGGGCAAGGCUAUUGCGACUCAAUUCCUCGAUGCCGGUGCCAAUGUGGUCAUCUGCGAUAUCAACGAGGAGCGCCUGAAGCAGACCUCGGACGAAUUAUCAUCGAAGGGAUCUCUCAGAGCCAUCAAAGCCGACAUCACCAUCGUCAGCGAGAUUCAGAGUCUCUUCGAUCAAAUGAUUCAAGAGUUCGGAAAGAUCGAUGUCCUGGUUAACAACGCCGGAAUCAUGGAUCGUUUCGACCCGGUGGGCGAUCUGGAGAUUGAACAGUGGGAGCGGGUGAUGAGCCUGAACCUCACCGCACCUAUGAUCCUAAGCAAGCUGGCUGUUCGUAACAUGCUGGAGCAACCCAAGCCCGAUGGUCGCAUCAUCAACAUCGUCUCCGUUGCUGGAAAGGCUGGGUGGGCUAGUGGUGCCGCGUACACUGCCAGUAAGCAUGGCCUGGUGGGCUUGACCAAGAACACCGCCGCUUUCUAUGGAAGCAAGGGUAUUCGCUGCAAUGCGAUGAUGAUGGGUGGUAUGCAGACCAACAUUGCAGACGUGUUCAAGUCCGGCCUUCAUAUGGAGGGCUACCAGAAGAUGAACUCGAUUUAUGAAGCUGUCAACGCCCCAUUCUGUGAUCUCGAUGAGGCAGCUGGAUUCUGUCUGAAUUUGACCUACGGCAAGGGAGCCAGCAUCAUCAACGGGGCUUGCAUCGCUGUCGACAACGGCUGGACCUGUGUCGUCGGGUAA
Molecule: messenger RNA, 786 nt
Organism: Penicillium macrosclerotiorum
Lineage: Eukaryota; Fungi; Ascomycota; Eurotiomycetes; Eurotiales; Aspergillaceae
Exons: 2
Coding region: 1-786 (261 amino acids)
Molecular function (GO): oxidoreductase activity
Source: RefSeq, a predicted model, not a curated record